This is a messenger RNA of Anopheles gambiae (African malaria mosquito), 1376 nucleotides long. RefSeq names its product homeobox protein MOX-2. The record is from RefSeq and is a predicted model, not a curated record. Gene Ontology annotation, molecular function: DNA-binding transcription factor activity, RNA polymerase II-specific; RNA polymerase II transcription regulatory region sequence-specific DNA binding. Gene Ontology annotation, biological process: regulation of transcription by RNA polymerase II. The transcript has 3 exons. Bases 1 to 1311 code for a protein of 436 amino acids. NCBI's taxonomy places the organism in Eukaryota, Metazoa, Arthropoda, Insecta, Diptera, Culicidae.
AUGAAUUGCUACGGUGGUGUGUCAGUGACGGGGACGAACUACGGAGACAGCACGGUGGCGGCAAGAGGGUCAAGCUGUAUCCUGGAAAAUGCUGCCGCAGUGGGUGCACAAACUGAACAGUAUCAUGAUAAUAAAGCCACUGGCAGUGUGUGGUACAAUGUGGUUCCACCGCCGACGGGUUGUCCUGUGCCAAACGAUGCCUUACCACUGGGCGGCAGUGCGGCCAGUGACGGUGGCACGUCGGGAGUGAUCGAACCAAGCUGUAGCAAUGUAUCUCCGUCCAUCUCCUCCGACCCUAGUGGCCGCUAUUACGACGAGGCUGGUGAGCUAUCGAUAACCACAGGACAUCCUCAUCAUCAUCAUCAUCAUCAUACUCAUACUCAUCAGCAUCAUACGCAUCAUCAUCAGUUUAGUAACAAUCGAUUGUUGAUGGGUGAGCAUCGAUCGCCACUGAUCUACGAAGGCAGCAAUGUGGAGCUUGGAUUCGGUGGCUUAAACAUUGAGGGCGAGAGUGGCACAUCCGGGCUGACGAAUCCCGGUGCUGCUGCUGCUACGAGUGUAGAUAAGAAAGUGCACCACGGAGGUGUGAAGGAUCGGUUUUUGAUGAGCAAUCUGUUGCAGCUCAACAGCACAUCCAGCACAGCGGACAGUUCGAGGACGAUGAUGCCGCCGGGAUCACCGAGCUCACCGGUGGAUAAAGACGAUCUGGAAGACACUCCAACACACAAGUCCGACCUGUCGAUGAGGACAAAGUCGUGCACGCUGAAAAAGCCCCGACGCAAUCGGACCACCUUCACCACCAACCAGCUGACGGCGUUGGAGAAAAUAUUCGAAAAAACUCACUACCCGGACGCGUUCGUGCGGGAGGAGUUGGCGAACAAGGUCGGGCUUAGUGAGGCUCGCGUACAGGUUUGGUUCCAGAACCGGAGGGCAAAGUUUCGUCGCAAUGAGCGUAGCGCACAGUCAUCGGGUGGUGGCGGUAGUGCUAGCAAGGGAGAGGACUUUUUCCAUCCUGGCGCAAUACCGCCUUCAGCGACAAGUGGUGGACUUGCUGGGUUUGCGGGGGUAGUAGACAAACCGGACAGCGGCCCCUAUUCGCUGUCCUUUUCUACGCUUAGUUCCAUCUUUUCGCCGGUCGUUUCACAGCUGCAGCAUCAUCAUGCACAUCACCAUCCCGCGGCGGGUAGUGUUCGUGCUGGUGGACAGUUCUAUACGGCCUACAAACCCCAGCACGAUGAGGCAGCAAACUUUUGCAGCCAGUCGUACCAGUUUCCGAGCUUAAAAUAUUUAAACAAUCUGCAACAGACCUAACCCAUGCACAGUGAAAACAACUUAACACAGCACGGUCUUGCUGAGUGGCCAGAAACGUCCGGAGU